GCGCUGAUGGACAGGUGACCUGCAGAGACCACAACGGUGGAGCAGUGGACUGGUUCAUCAUGUACAAGGUUCCCAAACUGAAUAACCAGGGAACUGAGGGUCUGGAAUAUCUUUACAUUGAUUCAAAUGGGAACAUAGAGACCUCUAAAGAUCACAGUAAGCUCAUCAACGAUCCUGACGGUGUCCUGGGAAACACCCUGAAGCCCCUUUUAAAACUACCCACAUCAAUGCCCAAAGACUUUGGAUUCAUCACCUACAAUGAUCAACCUCCUCCAGAUGACAAGGGUGUAACGCCUUCUGUUAACUCUAAGUUCGGCCACAGUAAAGGACUUGUGAUGAUGGAUAAAACCACAGGAGUCUGGCUCCUACACAGCGUACCGAAGUUCCCUUUCAAAAGAGAUAAUAACUUCUACCCAACCAGCGGAGCAGCGAAGGCUCAGACCUUCAUCUGUGUAACGUUCAAGUACGCCGAGUUCCAAAAGAUAGGUCAACACCUGCUGGACAUUGCAGCGUUCCCAUUUGAAAGUCAUUUUCCAGCUGACUUCCAUGAUCAGCUUAAAAAGGCUGCAAUAAUAAAAUGGAACAACAGAGAACCAGGAGAGAAAAUCCAGGAUCUGGAAUCAGAUGCAGGAACACAGUUUAAGAGCAUUGCUAAGAAACUGUAUAAAGGUAAGAUGUCUGCAUGUUGGCUUGAAUCAGAGGACCUAACUUAGUAA
Molecule: messenger RNA, 716 nt
Organism: Etheostoma cragini (Arkansas darter)
Lineage: Eukaryota; Metazoa; Chordata; Actinopteri; Perciformes; Percidae
Product: deoxyribonuclease-2-beta-like
Exons: 5
Coding region: 60-713 (217 amino acids)
Biological process (GO): apoptotic DNA fragmentation
Molecular function (GO): deoxyribonuclease II activity
Source: RefSeq, a predicted model, not a curated record